UUUGGAGCCCUAAACACGUUGCAUUCUUCCCAAGCACUGGAAAAGAGAGCUGGAACCUCCCCCUUGCUCUCUCUCCCUCUACAUACACCCAUCACCGUGAGACCAGGGACGCCCCUCUUCCUUUGCCCCCGUAGACUCCAUCAGAUACCACUUGGCCUCCUCUUGGCUUCGCCCACCCAGUAAUGCGUAUUAGGAGAUCGAACUCGGGACCAAGUGCCGCUCUGCCCCGUGCCAUGAUGCCCAUCAGCCGCUGGCCGGUGCUGGCCCUGCAGGCCGCCUUUCUAGUGAGCUUCGUGGCUUGCAAUGACGCCCCUCCCGUGCCCUCGGACCAGCUGCAAAUCGACAAGCGAUCGGUGCCCGACAGCUGCCCCAGAGCUGUUAAGGAGGGAGACUUCGUGCGGUACCACUAUCAUGGCACAUUCCCCGAUGGCAGCAAAUUCGACUCCAGUUAUGACCGAGGAACAUCUUACAAUGUGUUUGUUGGAAAAGGGAAGAUUAUUGCAGGAAUGGACAAAGCCCUGAUUGGAAUGUGUGUAAAUGAGAGGAGACUGAUAAAAAUUCCACCCAAUCUCGCUUAUGGGAGCGAAGGUGUAUCUGGUGUCAUACCUCCAAAUGCUGUGCUUCACUUUGAUGUCCUUUUACUUGAUAUCUGGAACCCAGAAGACUCAGUGCAAGUGGAGACAUAUUUCAAACCACAGAAUUGUUCUCGUACAGUCCAAGUGUCAGAUUUCAUACGAUACCAUUACAAUGGAACAUUGAUGGAUGGAACACUUUUUGAUUCAAGUCACAAUCGUAUGAGAACUUAUGACACCUAUGUUGGAAUUGGCUGGCUCAUCCCUGGCAUGGAUAAUGGGCUCCUAGGAAUGUGUGUUGGAGAAAAACGCAUGAUCAGAAUUCCACCAUUCCUUGCAUAUGGAGAAGAUGGAGAUGGUAAAGAUAUUCCUUCUCAGGCUUCUCUAGUUUUUGAUGUGAUUUUGCUGGAUUUGCACAACCCAAAAGACGGUAUCACUGUGGAGAGCCAGUAUGUGCCUGACAACUGUGAGCGGAAAACUCAAGUUGGGGACUACAUCAGAUACCACUACAAUGGGUCACUUCUAGAUGGCACAUUAUUUGACUCAAGCUAUUCUCGGAAUCAUACCUAUAACACCUACAUUGGGAAGGGUUACGUCAUUUCUGGAAUGGAUGAUGGUUUGCUUGGCGUGUGCAUUGGAGAAAGGAGGAGAGUAAUUAUUCCACCCCAUCUUGGUUAUGGUGAAGAAGGCAGAGGGAAAAUCCCAGGAUCUGCUGUGUUAGUUUUUGAUAUCCACGUCAUUGAUUUUCACAACCCAGAAGACUCUGUCAGCAUCACUGCACAAUUUAAGCCAAGUAACUGCACAGUGCUCAGUAAAAAGGGAGAUUACCUGAAGUACCACUAUAAUGCUACUCUCAUGGAUGGUACCUUGCUAGAUUCAACGCAUCAGUACGGCAAAACAUAUAACAUAGUCUUGGGCUCAGGUCAGGUGGUCAUGGGAAUGGACGUAGGUCUCCAAGAUAUGUGUGUUGGAGAAAAACGUACAGUAAUUAUCCCUCCACACUUGGGUUAUGGAGAGGAGGGAGUAGAUGGAGAAGUUCCUGGAAGUGCAGUUUUAGUCUUUGAUAUUGAAUUAUUAGAAUUGGUUCCUGGACUUCCUGAAGGAUACAUGUUUAUAUGGAAUGGAGAGGUAUCUCCGAACCUCUUUGAAGACAUUGACAAAGAUAAAAAUGGGGAAGUUCAAUUAGAGGAGUUUUCGGAGUACAUUUAUACUCAAGUUAAAGCUGGUAAAGGAAAACUGGCUCCGGGAUUUGAUGCCUCUAAAAUCAUAGAGAAUAUGUUCAGAAAUCAGGAUCGAAAUGUCGAUGGCAAGAUCACCGAAGAGGAGUUCAAACUGAAGGACCAAGAGGAUAAAGAGAAGCAUGACGAACUUUAAAAUAUUACAGAGUGUUGCCAAAAUGUGUGUGUCUUUAUGCACUGUGAAUGCAUUAAUAGGACAGUCUAAAAGAUUUGAGACCCAUGGAAAUGUGGGGAAAAAAAUAACAAUGGGUGCUAAAUGGCUUGUAUAUUUUAAGAUUGGCAUAAAUGUGAAUUCAUUAGAAUUAUCAGUUUCUGUUUCAGUUCUGAAAUUCAGAAAAAGAUGUUUGAUAAGUUGAAAAGUACCCUAAAAUCAUGAAAUGGACACCAGCUCUAUAUUCCCAAUUUUCUAUCAUUUGUAAAUGUCAGUAAUAAGCAGCACAGCAUAUAAGUCAUCAUAUUUAUGUAUGUUCUGUCAAUAGACAAGCCAUGCAAGAUUUUUUUUUAUUCUAUAUAAACCGUACAUGCGCGUGUAUGUGUGUGAGUGUUUGAAUGAGGGAGAUGGGGUAGUUGACUGUGAUGUAAAUGGGUUCUGGGUAAUUAGUAUGGUCAGGCCUUAUUUAGCACUGACAACAAGUAUUAGGACUGUUUAAUGAAUUUUCUGUUGUUACUUUCAUAUCAAGUAAAGAUUCAAGUUUUUUUUUUAUUCAGGGAGUAAAUGGAAGUGCUCUUUCAAUUUUAAAAACAAUUCAGAAAUAAUUUGACUCUAAUAAAUAAACAGUUAUUGUAUAUGAUAUAGGAAUGAAAAUAUGCAUAUCAAGACUUGUGUGUGCAUUUGAGCGAUAGUUACCUAAUUGAGAAUUCAUGGUGAAUUCAAGUAGAUUUCUAUUUAAAGUCCAGAGUAGCUAAAUGGAGAGCAUAGCUGACUUAAAGAAUUUUUCCAUUUCAGCUAUUUUGACCUUAAAAUUGAAAUGUUCGUUGAAUUCACCAUACAUUCUCACUUUAGUAAAUAACCCUGUUAGAGUGUAUAUUUUUUUCUCCAAGUACAGAAGUGGCUAGCUCGAAUGUAUCUUUCACGUGGCUAAAGUUUGCACAAUCCAGUUGCAAUAUGGAGGUGCAACUGGAGAAAAAUAUAUUUUAAUAUCACAACAUCUAACAUAUCACAAGUUGUCUGAACUAUGCACUGCAUUAAGGAUGCAGUCCGUGAAUUUUUACGCCUUUGCACCAGUCUGUUUCUAUCCAACUAAAGCAACUUACAUUUUGUAGGAUUGCAAAUCAAACAUGUACUGGUAUUUCUUUUAUUGCUUAGUGUUGUUUGGUGUUGCAUGAAAAGUGUUUCCCGGUUGUAUGCAAUAUUCAUAGUGAGGCCAGCUAGUUAAUCGCAAGAGGUACACAUGCAUAACUAACUGAUUUCCCUUCAGCAACAAAUAAACUACACUUCCUGACAGACAACCCUUUUCAUGUAAUGCCCAACAGCAACAUGAUGGUAAGAAAGUAAGUUUCUGUGUUAAAGCAUAGUGAUAUAAACAGAAAAUAUCAAACAUUUUCAUUGUGCUGCAAAUAUAUUAAAAAUAAAAACUCUGACAAGAGUAAAUUUUUAAUAAAA
Molecule: messenger RNA, 3413 nt
Organism: Pelobates fuscus (common spadefoot toad)
Lineage: Eukaryota; Metazoa; Chordata; Amphibia; Anura; Pelobatidae
Gene: FKBP9
Product: FKBP prolyl isomerase 9
Exons: 10
Coding region: 183-1946 (587 amino acids)
Cellular component (GO): endoplasmic reticulum
Molecular function (GO): calcium ion binding; peptidyl-prolyl cis-trans isomerase activity
Source: RefSeq, a predicted model, not a curated record